Saxophila tyrrhenica is the source of this 5631-nucleotide messenger RNA. RefSeq names its product Carbamoyl-phosphate synthase (gene URA2). The record is from RefSeq and is a predicted model, not a curated record. Gene Ontology annotation, biological process: UTP biosynthetic process; 'de novo' pyrimidine nucleobase biosynthetic process; L-citrulline biosynthetic process. Lineage: Eukaryota; Fungi; Ascomycota; Dothideomycetes; Mycosphaerellales; Extremaceae. Bases 1 to 5631 code for a protein of 1876 amino acids. Gene Ontology annotation, cellular component: cytosol; cytoplasm. Gene Ontology annotation, molecular function: amino acid binding; dihydroorotase activity; aspartate carbamoyltransferase activity. The transcript has 4 exons.
AUGGCUGAACAAGGGGAGGAGAGCAUGAUGGCGCUCGAGGUUAAGGACGGAGACAGGAGCAUUCGCUUCUGCGAGGGCCAGAGUUUUGGUGCUCACCGCAGCGUUGCAGGUGAACUGGUCUUCCAGACUGGUAUGGUCGGCUACCCAGAGUCAAUCACGGACCCUUCAUACCGCGGACAGAUACUGGUCAUAACAUUCCCACUCGUCGGCAACUACGGCGUACCUUCGAGGGAGGACCGCGACGCAAUUCUGCAAGAUGUUCCGGCUCACUUCGAGGCCGCUGAGAUCCACAUUGCUGGACUCGUGGUGGCUUCGUACAGUGGUGAGGACUACUCGCAUUACCUCGCCACCUCCUCUCUUGGGACAUGGCUGAAAGAGCAGAAUGUGCCGGCAAUUAGCGGUGUGGACACCAGAGCAUUGACGAAGCGGAUACGAGAGAAGGGCAGCAUGCUAGGACGUCUGCUGAUGCAGACGGGCACUGAGCGAACCCAGGAUGAUGUCAUCCCUGCAAGUGGGACGCAGACACCAAAUGGCAUAAACGGCCCAAUGGCGGUUGCGAACCUGCCGAGCCUCCCAAAUCUCAACGCCUCAGACGGGACGUUGAGCGUCAACGGUGUCAACGGUGUCAACGGUGUCAAUGGACACUUCCAUAAGUCGAAGGAGGUUGCAGUCUACGACGAGAAGGCGUGGUAUGAUCCAAAUAUCAGGAAUUUGGUCGCGGACGUCUCAACGCCAAAGCCAAAGAUUUACUCUCCAAGUCCGUCCGUUGCGUUGCGUCACCCGUCCGGUAGACCUGUGCGUGUCGUAUGUGUUGAUGUUGGUCUGAAAUACAACCAACUGCGGUGCCUCGUCAACCGAGGCGUGGAGGUUCAAGUGGUGCCUUGGGACUACGACUUUCCCAAGCUGGCUGGAAAAGAGUAUGACGGCCUCUUCAUCUCGAACGGUCCCGGCGACCCGGCCAUGGUCGAGCAAACGGUCAAGCACAUCGCCACAGCCCUCGAAGAAGCUCGCACGCCAAUCUUCGGCAUCUGCCUUGGCCACCAACUUCUCGCACGUGCCGCUGGCGCAGAUACGCUUAAGAUGAAAUUCGGAAAUCGAGGUCAUAAUAUUCCAUGCACCAGCAUGCUAUCGGGCAAGUGCUACAUCACAUCACAGAACCACGGUUACGCUGUGGAUGCCGAUACCCUGCCUCCUGGCUGGACCGAGCUCUUCGUCAACGCCAAUGAUCACAGCAACGAGGGUAUUAGACACACCAACCGACCUUUCUUCAGUGUGCAGUUCCACCCCGAGAGCACACCCGGCCCUCGCGACACGGAGUUCUUAUUUGAUGUCUUCGUGCAGACGAUCACGAACACGAUCGAAGACCCGCAGAAGAUGGAACAGCCAGUCAGCUUCCCUGGUGGCGAUGCUGCUGAGAAUGCAGCUCUCAAGCCUCGGGUCAAUGUGAAGAAGGUGCUGGUGCUGGGUAGUGGUGGCUUGAGUAUUGGCCAGGCUGGAGAGUUUGACUACUCUGGUAGCCAAGCAAUCAAGGCGCUGAAGGAAGAAGGCAUCUACACGGUUCUCAUAAACCCGAACAUCGCCACAAUCCAGACAUCGAAGGGCCUGGCAGACAAGGUCUACUUCCUGCCUGUCAACGCCGACUUCGUCCGGAAAGUCAUCAAACAGGAGCGUCCGGAUGCGAUUUACGUUACCUUUGGUGGACAAACUGCACUUCAAGUCGGUAUUCAGCUCAAGGACGAGUUCGAAGCUCUGGGUGUCAAAGUCUUGGGCACGCCCAUCGACACUAUCAUCACGACCGAGGAUCGUGAGCUGUUCGCAAGGAGCAUGGAGUCCAUCAACGCGCCGUGCGCCAAGUCGAAGUCAGCCAACAACAUCAACGAGGCUCUUGAGGCGGUCGAAGGCAUCGGCUAUCCAGUCAUUAUCCGCGCUGCCUAUGCCCUUGGUGGUUUGGGCAGCGGGUUCGCGGAGAACAAGGAGCAGCUGUUGGACCUUUGCAACAAGGCAUUCGCUGCAAGUCCGCAGGUGCUCAUUGAGCGCAGCAUGAAAGGGUGGAAGGAGAUCGAGUACGAAGUCGUCCGCGACGCCCACGACAACUGCAUCACGGUCUGCAACAUGGAGAACUUCGACCCACUUGGAAUCCAUACAGGCGACUCGGUCGUUGUGGCUCCAUCUCAGACGCUUUCCGACCAGGACUACAACAUGCUACGCACCACCGCCGUUCGCGUGAUCAGGCAUUUGGGUGUGGUGGGUGAGUGCAACAUCCAAUAUGCGCUGAACCCAGACAGCCGCGAGUACUGCAUCAUCGAGGUCAAUGCUCGUCUCUCUAGGUCAUCGGCGCUGGCGUCUAAGGCCACGGGAUACCCACUGGCUUUCAUAGCUGCGAAACUUGGCCUGAACAUCCCUCUCAACGAGAUCAAGAAUACGGUCACGAAAGUCACCUGUGCUUGCUUCGAGCCAUCGCUUGAUUACGUGGUAGUUAAGAUUCCGAGAUGGGAUCUGAAGAAGUUCACCAGAGUUUCGACAUUGCUUGGAUCGUCAAUGAAGAGUGUCGGCGAGGUCAUGAGCAUCGGUCGCACAUUCGAAGAAGCGAUUCAAAAGGCCAUCCGGUCAGUUGACCCAAGCAAUCUCGGCUUCAACGAGACGACAGCCCUCAUGUCUAUCGACAUCGACACAGAGCUGCAGACGCCUUCAGACCAGCGCAUGUUCGCCCUCGCAAACGCCAUGCACAACGGCUACACCGUCGAGAAGAUCUGGCAGAUGACCAAGAUCGACAAGUGGUUCCUUCACAAGCUGAAAGGUCUUAGCGAUUUCGGCAAACUCAUGCGGACUUAUGGUAUCGAUAGCAUCUCGUCCAACUUGAUGCGGAAGGCCAAGGCGAUGGGCUUCUCAGACCGCCAGCUGGCGCUGUUUUGGGAGAGCAAUGAGCAGCAUGUCCGCCGCUCGCGGGUGGAGAUGGGCAUUAUGCCUGUGGUGAAGCAGAUUGACACUGUGGCGGCGGAGUUCCCGGCUUAUACGAACUACCUCUAUCUCACAUACAACGGAGCGGAGCAUGAUGUUCUGUUCAACGACAGGGGUGUGAUGGUGUUGGGAUCUGGUGUCUACCGCAUUGGCUCCUCAGUGGAGUUUGACUGGUGUUCUGUCAGGGCAGUUCGUACACUGCGGGACAAUGGGUAUAAGACUGUCAUGGUCAAUUACAACCCAGAGACCGUGUCCACCGACUACGACGAGGCCGACAGACUGUACUUCGAGAACAUCACGCUGGAGAACGUGCUCGACAUCUACCAGCUGGAGCACUCGAGCGGUGUCAUCCUAUCCAUGGGUGGCCAGACCCCAAACAACAUCUCCCUGCCACUGUACCGAUCCAACGUCAGGGUGUUGGGUACCUCGCCAGAAAUGAUUGACACGGCCGAGAACCGAUACAAGUUCUCUCGCAUGCUCGACAGACUGGGCGUGGACCAGCCUCAAUGGAAGGAGCUCACUAGCACAGAUGAAGCCAAAGACUUCUGCAAGAAGGUUAAGUACCCUGUGCUCGUGCGACCAUCAUACGUCUUGUCUGGAGCUGCGAUGAACACUGUCUAUUCCGAGCACGAUCUAGCUGCAUACCUUGCACAAGCUGUGGACGUGUCCAAGGAUCAUCCAGUGGUCAUCACGAAGUACAUCGAGAACGCCAAGGAGAUCGAGAUGGACGCAGUUGCACGGAAUGGUCUGAUGAUUGGCCACUUCGUUUCCGAGCACGUCGAGAACGCUGGCGUGCACUCUGGAGAUGCGACUCUAAUAUUGCCGCCGCAGGACCUGGACCCGGAGACCGUACGCAAGAUCGAAGAUGCGACUCGCAAGAUUGGUGAUGCACUCAACGUGACUGGGCCGUACAACAUCCAGUUCAUUGCCAAGGAAAACGAGAUCAAGGUGAUUGAGUGCAAUGUGCGGGCUUCGCGCUCCUUCCCGUUCGUCUCGAAGGUCAUGGGACUUGACCUGAUCGAGAUGGCGACCAAGGCUAUGACAGGCAUACCGGUGAGAGAGUACCCAGCUUCGCCAGUGCCGCCGGACUACGUCGCCGUCAAGGUCCCACAGUUCUCAUUCUCGAGGCUGUCUGGAGCAGAUCCUGUCAUGGGUGUAGAGAUGGCCUCUACCGGAGAAGUUGCAUGCUUCGGCCGGACAAAGUACGAAGCCUACAUCAAAGGCCUGAUCUCUACGGGCUUCAGGCUGCCGAGGAAGGCCAUCCUGCUGUCCAUUGGCUCCUUCAAGGACAAGACGGAGAUGCUGCCUUCAGUCGAGAAGCUGCACAAGCUUGGCUUCAAGCUGUUCGCUACAGCGGGGACAGCAGACUUCAUCGAGGAGCACAACAUCCCCGUACAGUUCCUGGAGGCUCUCGGCGAUGACGAACAGCGGCAGGAGUACUCCCUCACGCAUGCUCUGGCAAACAACCUCAUCGAUCUGUACAUCAACCUGCCAUCCAGCAACAAGUUCAGGCGACCCGCGAACUACAUGAGCAAAGGUUACCGCACCCGCCGGAUGGCCGUGGACUACCAAACGCCUCUCGUGACGAACGUAAAGAUCGCGAAGAUCCUCAUCGAGGCCAUUGACCGCAACUACGACUUCAGCAUCAGCAGAGUCGACUACCAGACUUUCGCCGAAGUGCCCACUGCACCUGCUGCCUUGCCACAGCCUUCGCAGACUUCAGUCACGCUGGCGGAUUUGCUGAAGGACUCACCAUUCACGGGCCGAGACAUUCUUUCGGUCAAGCAGAUUACCAAGGACGAGCUGCAUUUGAUCUUCACUGUGGCUGCCGAGAUGAGGCUAGGUGUUGAGCGCGGAGGCUCGCUUGACGUGUUGAAAGGCCGCGUGCUGUGCUCGCUGUUCUUCGAGCCUUCAACCCGCACCUCUGCCUCAUUCGAUGCUGCCAUGAAGCGACUUGGUGGUUCGACGGUGGUCAUCAACGAAGCCCAUUCCAGCUCUCAGAAGGGCGAGAGUCUGGAAGAUACCAUCCGCACACUGGAUCAGUACGGCGAUGCCAUCGUGCUACGGCAUCCGGAGGCCGAUAGUGUCGACAUUGCUGCCAAAGCUGCUGACCGCCCGAUCAUCAAUGCUGGCAAUGGCUCCCGCGAGCACCCAACGCAGGCGUUGCUUGACCUCUUCACCAUCCGCGAGGAGCUUGGCACAGUCAACGGUCUCACAAUCACUUUCACCGGCGACCUGAAGUAUGGACGCACCGUCCACUCCCUUUGCGAAAUGCUACGCCAUUACAACGUCACCGUCCAGCUCGCCGCACCCUCACCUCUAGCUCUACCGCGUAAGAUUCGGGAGACCUUGAAGGCUCGCGGUCAGCUGGGAGCAGAGUCGGAAACCCUGACUCCCGAGAUAGUUGCGAAGACUGAUGUGCUGUACUGCACGCGGGUGCAGAAGGAGCGCUUCGAGGACCUGGAUCUUUAUGAGAAGGUCAAGGAUGAGAUGGUCGUCAGUGCGAAGACGUUGCGAGAUGCUAAGGCGAACAUGAUUGUGAUGCAUCCGCUGCCGAGGAACAUGGAGCUGGCGAAGGAGGUGGACGAUGACCCGAGGGCGGCGUACUUCAGACAGAUGAGAUACGGCAUGUUCGUGCGGAUGGCGUUGCUGGCUCUGGUAAUGGCGCCGUGA